This is a messenger RNA of Eleginops maclovinus (Patagonian blennie), 1649 nucleotides long. RefSeq names its product ciliary microtubule inner protein 1-like. The transcript is spliced from 4 exons. The record is from RefSeq and is a predicted model, not a curated record. Lineage: Eukaryota; Metazoa; Chordata; Actinopteri; Perciformes; Eleginopidae. Bases 923 to 1543 code for a protein of 206 amino acids.
UACUUUUAUUGGAAAAGGGGUUGCACUGGGCUGGGUUUUUGUGUUUGGAUUAUUUCCAAAGGUGUUGCAGGUUUCUCCAGACUUCCAACCCAAUCUUUAAACCUUUUAAAAAUGGAAAUUGGAAAUAAUCUUUCAUAAAAUUCAAGAUAAGAUAAAAUAAGAUAAAUCCUGAUCUAAUCAAUCCUGGGAAAUGAAGGUGUCAGAACAGUGAAAAACUAAAAAGAAAAAUAGGACAUUUAAGUUCAAGUAUUAAUAAAAAUGAUAAGUAAAACACAGAGAAGCUAAAUGUACAUGUACAGACACAAAUGAAGAUUAUAAUGAAGAUGAAAUGAUAUAGUAUAUGUGAAUGUCUAUGUGCAAGUAUAAGUCCAAACACUUCUUGUUGAAGUUGGUUUUGCUUUGUACAGCUGAGGGGAAAUAAACUGGCUGUGUCCAACAGUUAUAAGAGAGAUUAAAGGAUGAUCAGAAGCCCAUUUCAGAAUCUGUGGUGGUACAACGACAUCAUUUUUCAGGGCAAUUCUGAGAUUAUUUUGUUUAUCUUGGAAUAUUAAAGAAAAUAUGAUCUGUGGCAAACAAACGUUUAUGACACUGAGAUGUUUGUUCAGCAGGAUAAUCUCAACUUUAUACAGUCUUUUAAGUGUAAAUGCAACCUCCGUAAUGCUUUAAACAAACUAAAUAGCAAACACUAUGGCUACUGUUUUUUUUUUUACAUAUAUACGAUUCAGUCACUCUAGAGUGGGGUGUUCACUGACGUAUUUUAUGUUGUAGAUUUUGUUAACCACAGACAUUAUUUCCGUUGACAAGUCCCAGAAGUGUUAAAAUGCUCACUCAUUCCCAGGUUUAAGGACUCAUUCCUCCACCACUCUAUUUCAGUAGAGUAUGUACUAUGAUUUGCUGAGAUAUUUCAGUGGACACCUCUCUAAUGUUUGAGUUCCCCUCCAGUGCUUCCAUCCUAUCAUCGCCACGGUUACACAGAGAUAUAUGUGUUGUGAGUGUCAUGGAACUCGGUCCCCAUGGCGACGGUAAACAGUUGUGUCAGUGUAACUUACACACAGGUGAAACAUUAGCAGGACAAAACGAAGGAGCCACACACACAAACACAUACACACACACAUACAUAAACACACACACACACUGGUCAGGACAGAUGGCGGAUCCACAGGGAACAUCUAAGCCCAUCAACUUUGUGCAUCAAGAUGAAAUCUGGAAAGCACAUGUAAAAGUUGAGAAGGAUUCGGCAGCCAUUUGGCCCAAGAAGUGGGGUUCCCUGACCGAGGCAUACAAGGAGUACGAGCGGGAGAGUGUGAAGCUCAAGGAGGUCCUUAGAGCGGAGCUUCCCAGUGACCUGGCCGCACGACCUUUGACCCCCACAGAAAAAAUAAUCCAAGUGGCUGCCUCUCCUCCUGUCCCUCAAACAACGCAGGCUCUGAUUGGCUGGCGCUCAGGUCACUCGUAUCUUCAACUGAAAAAGUACGCCACGGUGAAUCAUGCGAGGCAUAGUUUUCUGAAGGACCUAGGCUGGCCUUUGGACGCUUGCAGCUGAUUGGAAGAUGUGACGUUUACCGACAAAUGACUGACUGACUGAUUGACUGAAUUAUUAGUGAGUUACGAGGAUGUAGCAUUUUAGAAAUUAAAAACAUCAAUCACAA